Molecule: messenger RNA, 225 nt
Organism: Necator americanus (New World hookworm)
Lineage: Eukaryota; Metazoa; Nematoda; Chromadorea; Rhabditida; Ancylostomatidae
Exons: 3
Coding region: 1-225 (74 amino acids)
Source: RefSeq, a predicted model, not a curated record
AUGAAACCUACAACCUCACCGACCAUCCCCUGUACAUUUUUGGCCCCAUGCCAAUUCGGAGUUGGAUUCUUCGAAAUACAUUCGUAUUUUCACAGUAUCGUGGCUCGAUGUUUUAACGGAAACAGUAUACUCUUAUCAGAACUUAUCGAACUACUUAUAUAUCCUGGAAAUCAUGAUUUGAAAGAUUUUCUUUUCUGUCCUGUAGUGGAUUUAGUAAUGAAAUGA